UUUCUCUAAUCAUCUUCUCAAAAGAAGAAGAGAUCCGACGUCCCUCACUCUCUCUUCUCUCAAUCUCCCUUCUCCUCCGCGCCUCUUUAGCCGGAAAACAGCAAACCAAACGACCCCAGCACUGCAACCAGCAGCCCCUCACGCUGCUUCUCCUUCGAGCAGCGAAGGCGCGCAACGAGACGCUGCAACCGGCAGCAACAGCUGCAACUGGCAGCAACCAACGCCGUCGUCUCCCUCGCUUGCCAGCAGCCAUCGACGAACAGCACCGGCAGCCAUCGACGAACAACAGCAGCAGCCGCACCAACCAGCAGCUCAGCAUCAACCAGCAACACGAUUUUACAUGUUUACAAAUAGCCAAAGGCAAGAAGAGCGCACCGGAAAAUAUGGGACUCCAAGGGUGCAGUACCUUCAGGAAUUGGUGAAUCAGUUUCAGAAUGCAUCUGCUGAAGAGACAAAAGAGAAGAUUGUUGCUAAUUUGGCGAACUUUGCAUAUGAUCCUUUCAACUUUACCUUUUUGCGCCAGCUUAAUGUUAUAGAACUUUUUCUCGACUGUUUAACUGAGCCUAGUGAGAAGCUUGUGGAAUUUGGGAUUGGAGGAAUCUGCAAUGCUUGUGCUGAUCCAGCUAAUGCUGCUCUUGUCACUCAAAAUGAUGGUAUCCCUCUCGUCAUCCAGUGUUUGUCAAGUCCUGUUAGGAACACGGUGAAUUAUGCUCUAGGAACUUUGUAUUAUCUAUGCAAUGCAUCAAACAAGGAAGAGAUCUUAAAGCCUGAAGUAAUUGAUGCAAUCAAGAGUUAUGCAGCUGCAGUUGGAGUUGGUACAAGCUUCAGUAAUUUGGCUCAGGCUUUCUUAGAUAAACAUGUUCCCCAGCUUAAUUAAAAUGGAGGAAACAAAAGAUACUGUUGUAAAAUCAUUACUACAUUUUCUAUUCCUACUUAUUUAAUAUGCUUUAUUUGAACUGAUUAUCUAUCGAAAACAACCUCUUAGUAA
Solanum dulcamara is the source of this 988-nucleotide messenger RNA. RefSeq lists its product as uncharacterized. The record is from RefSeq and is a predicted model, not a curated record. Bases 341 to 877 code for a protein of 178 amino acids. The transcript is spliced from 7 exons. NCBI's taxonomy places the organism in Eukaryota, Viridiplantae, Streptophyta, Magnoliopsida, Solanales, Solanaceae. Gene Ontology annotation, molecular function: protein binding.